AUGAGUUUAACGAGCAAACGUCGCCAUGUUAUCUCCUACAAAUGUGAUUGGGGAUUUCUAUUGGAUAAGCAGUCUAAGCCUAUCUUCAUACUGUAUUAGCCAUAUUUUCAGGUAAUUAGUUCAGGAUACCCCAAGACGGAAACAUUGGGAGAGACAACAAACACAUGGGUAGUUGGACAGACCAACGUCGACAUGAAGGGUUUUAUCCUCAUGGUCCUGGGAAUAGUGCACCUUCAUGAAGCAUUUGGUGUGACUCACUCCCUGACGCAUUUCUACACCGCAUCUUCUGACAUUCCCAACUUCCCAGAGUUUGUGUUUGUGGGGAUGGUGGAUGGUGUUCAGAUGGUUCACUAUGACAGCAACAUCCAGAAAGUGGUGCCCGAACAGGACUGGAUGAAGCAGACAGACGCAGAGUUCUGUGAGAAGGAGAGAGAGAAUUUAUUUUAUUCCAAGCAGUCAUUCAAAGCUGAAGUCGCUACUCUAAAGCAGCAUUUUAACCAAAGUGGAGGAGUCCACAUUCUCCAGUACAUGUAUGGCUGCUCACGGGAUGAUGAGACUGAACAGACAGAGCGGUUUGGACAGCUGGGUUAUAAUGGGGAGAACUUCCUUGAGUAUGACAUGAAGACAUUAACUUGGAAAUCUCUAAAACAGCAACCUAAUUUCAUGCAGGAUGAGUGGAACAGUGACACCAGUAGACUGUUAUUCUGGAAGAACUACUUCACCCAGACCUGCAUUGAUUGCCUGAAGAAGCAGGUGGACAAUAGGAAGAGCACUCUGAGGAGGACAGUCCCUCCCUCAGUGUCUCUGCUCCAGAAGACCCCCUCUUCUCCAGUGACCUGCCACGCUACAGGUUUCUACCCCAGUGGAGUCAUGGUGUUCUGGCAGAAAGAUGGGCAAGAACAGCAUGAAGAUGUGGAGAAUGGAGAGACUCUCCCAAACGAUGAUGGAACCUUCCAGAAAAGCACCCACCUCACAGUGACGCCUAAGGAGUGGAAGAACAACAAGUAUCAGUGUGUGGUUCAGGUCACUGGUAUCAAGGAGGUCUUCAUCAAGGUUCUGACUGAGUCUGAGAUUCAGACCAACUGGAAGGACCCAGCCCCCAACAUUGUCCUCCACAUUGGAGGGGUGGUAGCUCUCCUCCUGGUUGUUGUUGUUGUUGUUGGGGUCGUCAUUUGGAAGAAGAAGAAGAAGAAAGGGUUUGUUCCAGCCAGCACUAAUGACACUGACUCUGCGUACUCUGGGGAAGGUCUCCUGAAGACUUGAGUCCUCUCUGCACUUCUGAAGCAGCUGAAGACAGUAACGAAAUAAAAACACCAAAUGCUGAACUUCUCAAAAACAUAACAUAUACUUACACACAUCAGUCACACACACUCCAUAUAUACUGAACAGAAAUAUAAAUACAACCAUUUCAAAGAUUUUUCUGAAUUACAGUUCAUGUAAGGAAAUCAGUCAAUUUGAAAUAUAAUCUAUGGAUUUCAUAUGACUGUGAAGGGGUGGGCCUGGGAGGGCAUAGAAUCACCCACUGGGGAGCCAGGCCCAGCCAAUCAGAAUGAAUUUUCCCCCACAAAGGGCUUUAUUACAGAACAAAAAUACUCCCUACUAAUGGGUGUAAACAAAUUGAGCACAACAUUUUGAGAGAAAUAUGCUUUGUGUGCUCAUGGAACAUUUCUGAGAUCUUUUAUUUCACCUCAUGAAACAUGGGACCAACACUUUACAUGUUGUGUUCAUAUUUUUGUUGUGUAUAUGAAUGUCAAAAAAUCUGGUUUCAAAAAUAUUCUUCGGUGAACAGUUUUACUUUCAUUUAAUCCUUGGUUUGUCUUUUUAAAAGUUGUGCUGUACUGUCAUUUUUUUAAGUUAUAAAAUGUUAUAAUGCCACUGUGUGAUAGACUUAUCUCAGUCUUACCGUUAUAAUCAAUGGAACACCAUGAAAGUGUGUUUCUGGAAAGCAUUAGAUUGUUGUGAGAUGUUGAAUUAAGAUUUGAACAUCUGUUAUUCUAACUGAAGUCAUCAAAACAAUCACAUUUUAAAAUAUAUUUAUUUAAACUGGGAAAAACGACAUUGUUUUGUUUGAAUGUGUAGCAGCGCAGGUGGUGUUAUAACUUUGCUCACACUAACUUGUUUAAUUGCAUGGCUAUAAGUCAGACAAGGCCUGUCCACGUUCCGUUUGUACAUUUUUCUCUUACCGACAGUGGUGGUAUUUUUCUAGCGGUUUUGAUUUUAUGAGACGUUUGAUUACGAUGGGGGCAUAACACAUUUUUGACUGUACCUUCUGUAGUUGGUGAUGGGGCAAGUCAACAUGUAUUGUAAGUGUUUUCUACUUUGUACCUUUAUUGAUGCCUUACACAUUUGAAGGAAAGUGCCAUAUUGGACCUUUAUUUUGUUUUCAGUAAGAUCUGUUCUAAACAGCAAAGGAUUUGAAGUGAAACAAUACGUUUGUAUAUGGGUUUAAGAAAUAAUAUAAUAUACUGCUCUUUCCAUGAUAUACUGACCAGGUGAAAGCUAUGAUUCCUUAUUGAUGUCACCUGUUAAAUCCACUUCAAUCAGUGUGAAGGGGAGGGGAGGGGAGGAGACAGGUUAAAGAGGGUUUUUUAGACAUGGAUCAUUGAGAGAGGGAUGUGUGCCAUUCAGAGGGUGAAUGGACAACAUAUUUAAGUGCCUUAGAACAGGGUAUGGUAGUAGACGCCAGGUGUACUGGUUUGAGUGUGUCAAGAGCUGCAAUGCUGCUGGGUUUUUCAUGCUCAACACUUUACCGUGUGUAUCAAGAGUGGUACACCACCCAAAGGACAUCCAGCCGACUUGACACAACUGUUGGACGCGUUGGAAUCAACAUGGGCCAGAGUCCAUGCCCUGACGAAUUGAGGCUGUUCUGAGGGCAAAGGGGGUUGCAACUCAAUAUUCAGAAGGUAUUUAUUUUGAUGACCUGUAUGAAGUUGAUGGGGCGGCAGGUCCCCUAGUGGUUAAGAGCUUUGAGCAAGUAACUAAAAGGUUGCUGGUUUGAAUCCCAGCCUUAGGUAUUUUUUAACACUGCAACUGCAGUUGACUUAGAUUUUGGAUGCAGUCAUUUCAGAACAGUUGAACUGCACUGUGACUGCAGUUACACUGCAUUUAGUAUUUUUUUUAAGUGUGCUGCGGUUAUACUGCACUAUUGACUGCAGAGGCGACUAGGUGCGAAAUCUGCCUUUGAGCAAGGCACUUAACACAAAUUGCUCUUGAGACUGUCUACUAAAAGCCGAAUGUAACUGUUUGAAUAAAAUGCUUCUUAAGUUCGA
This is a messenger RNA of Oncorhynchus mykiss (rainbow trout), 3269 nucleotides long. Lineage: Eukaryota; Metazoa; Chordata; Actinopteri; Salmoniformes; Salmonidae. The record is from RefSeq and is a predicted model, not a curated record.